This is a messenger RNA of Dreissena polymorpha, 2621 nucleotides long. RefSeq lists its product as uncharacterized. Gene Ontology annotation, molecular function: zinc ion binding. The transcript is spliced from 3 exons. Bases 269 to 1975 code for a protein of 568 amino acids. The record is from RefSeq and is a predicted model, not a curated record. NCBI's taxonomy places the organism in Eukaryota, Metazoa, Mollusca, Bivalvia, Myida, Dreissenidae.
CUAUGAACAAGAUCGUUUUGUAACUUGACUAAGGACGUUGUACUUAAGUGUGUAUUCAAAGUAGGUUGUUAGCUUAAACAGACAACAUAAAGCAGCCUUUUCCAGUUUAAAUUUCAGGACAUUGUGUAUAAUACUUACUGAAAACUGUGCCUGUCAAUGUGUAACACAUUCUGGUUUUGAUACCACAAAUUGUUUUUCAUAAAUGUAGAGAAAAUAACAGUGAAUACAAUACUUUUAAAUAUAAGACAGUUCUUGAUUCCUUUUGAACAUGGCAACUUCUGUAGAUUCAGUUCAUAAAUCUUCAGAUUCAGUGAAGGACUAUUUGUGUGGCUCUUGCGAAAGUAAACAUAUAGAAGUAAGUGCUGCAAUUUUUUGUGAAACAUGUUUGAAGUAUUUUUGUGAAGAAUGCCUUCAUCAUCAUGAUCAUAUAUUUGUAAACCAUUUGAAAUAUGGAAGAGGGGAAACGAACAAAUGGCCUUUAACAAAGACAAUGGAGGAUUUGCUUAUGAAAUGUGAGGUUCACAACAACAAGAAACUGAAAAUGUUCUGCCAGGACCACAGUCAGCUGUGCUGCUCUGAUUGUGUUUUACUGAAUCAUAGACAGUGUACCAAUUUGACUCCAAUUUCUGAAUCAGUAAAAAUGAUGUCAGUGGACUUGAAGCAGUUGUCAAACAAAAUUCAAACAAUUCUUGAUGAAAUAAAUAAGUUAAAGAGAGCACAAGAGGACAACAUGCAGUCAGUGGAGGGAUCAUACAGUGAAAAACUGGAAGAAAUCAGAGACCUGCGUAAGAAAUUAAAUGCUGCUUUGGAUGAACUAGAAAAAACUACUUUGAAAGAAUUGGAUGAAAUUAGGACCACAUUGCAAAUCUCUCUUAAGAAAGAUGUUGACAACUGCAGCAGACUGAAGGAUGAACUCCAACAACUCAGUGAAGCUGUACAGGGCCUUUGUAAUAAGAGCAAGAAAGAAAUGGAGUUCAUAGCCAGCAGGAAAUGUCUGGACAAAAUACACGAGUCUGAGACGUAUCUAAGAGAGAACCCUGUUAAUGUUAAGAGUUCACUGAUAUUCCAGGCAAACACUGACAUUGAGCUGUACCUGUCUCAACUGUCUAGUCUAGGGUGGAUUGUAGACAGUAUGCAGUCUCUCACACUCAAAAUGAAUCCUGAUAAGGUGAUGACUGUGAAGAGGAAGUUCGAGUAUAAUGUGAAAAUACCAAGUGACAUAAAUCAGACUUGUAUCAUAGGCAUUUGCAGCCUGCCUAGUGGUUAUGUCAUUGUUACAGAUUACAAUAAUAAGAAUGUGAAACUGUUGGACAAAAGUUACAAUGUGUCCGGUCACUGUGAUGUGUCUGGUCCUCCAUGUGACAUUUGCCUAAUCACAUCUUGUGAGGUGGCUGUGACUAUUGGUGGUACAUGUGUGCAGUUCAUAUCUGUGAGCAAUGGGCAGCUGGUGAAUGGGAGGAAAUUACAGUUACAACAUAAUGCUGUUGGCAUUGCUCACCAUCAGGGAGCAUUGUAUAUCACUAGUCGCACUGCUCUCUACCACUACACACUGACUGGGACACUUGUGAAAAAGAUUUAUGAGGAUGCAGGAGGUGCAGUAACAGUGUUCAAAUGUGCACUAAGUCCUGAUGGUGAACGGAUCUUUGUCACUAACUUUACAAACCACAAGCUCCUCACACUGGCCAAAGAUGGAGCCCUUCUGUCGACCUUCACUGACUCUGAUCUACAGAAGCCACAUGGUCUACAUGUAACACCUGGUGGACAAGUUCUUGUUUGCGCAUGGACCUCCAAUACUGUGAUACAGGUGGAUCAUGAGGGAAGAAAGAAGCUGGCGACUCUUGCUUCAAAUAAAGAUGCAGUGAGAGGACCAUUGUCUGUCUGCAGACCAUUGUCUGUCUGCUACAAUACCAACACUGACCAGAUCAUUGUGGGACAAGAAAAUAACAACAAAAUCAUUGUUAUGGAAUUGAAAUAGCUCGUCAAGUGGAAAAGAAAACAUUGAUAUAAACACUGUUAAAAGUAAUAUUUCCAUUUUUUUCUGUGAAUUGUUAAUUAAGUCAUGGCAUUUUAUAUCUAGUUAAGAAGAAGAGCAUAUUCAUAGAGUUUAUCUUUUAUAAUUAACAAAUUAAAAAAACUUUUUUUGAAAAUAAGAUAUUUCAAUGCACCUUAGAUAGCACCAUUUAAAACAAGCAUGCAUAACAUAUAUCUAUGUUGAUGCUAAUAAGUAAUUUUGUCUGGCUUCAUGUCAGGUGUUGUUUGUCACAAAACAAUUGCUAUAAUUACUGUAACAUAUAACAUGUAUUAUGAUAAAUAACUAUUGAGAUGUAUUAAUAUUUGAGUAUUUCAAUUUGUGCCAUUUUCGUAUGUGCGCCUUUGAUAGCCUAUUGAAGUCAUUAUACUCCAAUGCUAAUGUUUAGAAGAACCAUAUUCUAGAAUUCAAUAAAAUGUUACAAUUAGUUGGACACAUUUCUUGACAAUUAACUAACAUCAGGCUAACAUUUUUAAUGUACUAGUGAAUCAAAAUAUUGAGGUUCAUUUUAUCACUUUAGUAACACUAUGUUACAAUUGUUUUCUGUUAAUGUUGCUUUCUUUAUUUUGUCAUUAAACCCAAGAUAAUCUAA